Messenger RNA from Gracilinanus agilis (Agile Gracile Mouse Opossum), 855 nucleotides. RefSeq names its product glutathione S-transferase-like. Gene Ontology annotation, molecular function: glutathione transferase activity. Gene Ontology annotation, biological process: glutathione metabolic process; xenobiotic metabolic process. The transcript has 5 exons. Lineage: Eukaryota; Metazoa; Chordata; Mammalia; Didelphimorphia; Didelphidae. Bases 76 to 663 code for a protein of 195 amino acids. The record is from RefSeq and is a predicted model, not a curated record.
GGACAACUUGUAUCUCGAGGUCCUGGUCAGCUUGCUGCUUUCUGCUCUUUUUCAGAAAACCAGGAAUUGAAAAUCAUGGCUGGGAAGCCCAUACUUCAUUACUUCAAUGGAAGAGGCAGAAUGGAAUCAGUGCGCUGGCUCUUAGCAGUUGCUGGAGUAGAGUUUGAAGAAAAGCUAAUGAAUUCAGCUGAAGAGUUUGAUAACUUAAUUAAGAGUGAGUUCACAGUCUUGCUGUUGAUUGACAUGUAUGUGGAAGGGAUGAGAGAUCUGAAUGACAUGAUCAUGUACUACCCACUGUGUUAUCCUGGAGAAGAGGAAAAGAACCUCAACUACAUCAUAGAGAGAGCCACUGAAAGAUUCUUCCCAGUGUAUGAGAAGGCAUUAAAAAGCCAUGGGAAAAAUUAUCUUGUUGGCAACCAGAUGAGCUGGGCAGAUAUACAGCUGUUUGAAGCCAUCCUAAUGGUUGAAGAAUUGAAGUCAGAUGUUCUCUCUGCAUUCCCUAAACUGCAGGAGUUCAAAGCUAGAAUGGGAAAACUCCCCAGCAUUCAGAAAUUCCUUCAGCCUGGAAGUCAAAGAAAACCAAAAAUGGAUGCCAAAAAUCUUGCAGUGGCAAAAAAGAUAUUCAAGGUCGAUGACUCGGUGUUUCUUAAACAUAUGAGCUGAAUAUUCAGAAAGUGUUCUAAGGAGUGCAAUGUUUUAGUUUCCAUCCAUAGUCAUAAUACUUGGAAGUGCUCCUGAGACAUUCCUUGGUUGAAUAACCAGCAGACCUGAUGCCUCCCUGUAGACCUUCUUAUAAAUUAGAAAAAUCUAGUAAUAAAUGAGAAGAAUUAAAACAUUGUUUAUUAUAAAACUUCA